Molecule: messenger RNA, 1206 nt
Organism: Penicillium riverlandense
Lineage: Eukaryota; Fungi; Ascomycota; Eurotiomycetes; Eurotiales; Aspergillaceae
Exons: 3
Coding region: 1-1206 (401 amino acids)
Source: RefSeq, a predicted model, not a curated record
AUGACUAUCCCCGCCGAUAUUCUCGCUGCAAAAGCAGCGGGGAGGAUUCCUGAUAAUGUCUCCCUUGAGUAUCUAGCACAGUCCCGCGAUAGCCCAGCUAUUGCGGGAAUUAUCUUCCUGGUCUGCCUCACGGGUGUCUUGAUGAGUAUGCGGCUAUACGCUCGGAUAUUUCUUGUCAAGAGGUUUGGGCUAGACGAUGCAUUGGCUACGUUUACUCUGACACUCUACGUGGCGUUCGUCGUCCUCUGCAUCAUCCUCAUCAACCUAGGAAGCGGCCGACAUAUCGAAUACAUCGAGCAUGUCCUAUCAAUGACCACUGUCCGCCAAACCGAAGUCCUCGAUUUCGUCGCACAUAUUCUAUACACGACUGCGCUCUUUACAUGCCGACUGUCCGGUCUAGCCUUCUACUACCGGCUCUGCCCGCGGUCCAGCAAACUGCACAAGGCUAUCAUCGUCGCAGUACCGUUGCUUUUCGCCACCUACCUGCCCCAGUUCUUUCUUCUGCUGUUCCACUGCCGUCCUGUGACGGGCCUGUGGCCUUAUGAAUGGCAGCACGAGACCACGGACUACAAAUGUCUCUCAUGGGGAUUGGUAUACUCGGUGAACUCGGGUGUUUCGCUAGCCUGUGAUCUUCUGAUGUUUAUCAUCCCUAGUAUCCUCAUCAAGCAGCUUCAGAUCUCAAGGGAGAAAAAGAUCAAGCUUUCCCUGGUCAUGUUCCCAGGUGUUCUUGUUAUCGCCAUCUCCGCCAUCCGCGUCUGGCUCGUGGCUGAAGGCCAGUGGACCUCUGACGGCAGCUGGGCGUACAAUCCUAUGCUAGGCAUCGAAAAUGCCGAGAUCGCAGGCACGCUUAUCGCGCUAUCCGUGCCAGCUCUCAAACCCGUGUUCGGGAAUGUUUUCUCCCGGUUAACCGAGUACACGUCCAGCCAUACACGCUCGCGAUCUGCACGAUUAAAAAUCACCUCGAAACCUCUGAGUGCUGUCGGGUCUAAUACCCGCGACAGCAAGCAGCUGCUGCAGUGGUCGACACAUGGUCGUGACGAUUAUGAGAUGAUGGGUUCUGAAGUCUCGGUUAGGCCCGAUCAGAGGUCGCCGUCAACACCGGAUGCAGGGAAGGGUCCUGGCAUUAGGAUUACUAAUGAGAUCGAUAUCUCGAGGGAAGAGGAGAGGGCUUUAUCCAUGACCUCGCGGGAGUCUGGGCUUACUUAG